CCAUGAAUUUCAGAGACAAAAACUCAUCUUAGAGAGAGAUAAGAGAGACUCUCAAUCUCAAUUCUCAAACACACCUCAAAAUGUCCGACGAAGAAUCCACAUCCGCCGCCGCGCCGGCCACCACAUCCGCCGCCGCAGACUCUCCACAAAAAAUCCAAACUGCAAUCGAAGCUCUCUCCGCCAUCGUCCCCUCUCUCUCCUCCGCCGCCGCCAGCAACCCUCUCUCUGUCCUCAACCACCCCGACACCUACUCCCAAAUCUCCACCCUCCUCCGGCACCCUAACUCCGGCGCCGGCGACAACAACCUCUGCCGCUGGCUCUACGACACCUUCCAAACGGGCAUCCCGCAGCUCCAGCUCGUCGUGCUCCGCUUCCUCCCGGUUAUCGCCGGCGUGUACCUCUCACGUGUCGGCGACCGGAAACCCCAAGCGGGGUUCGAAGCGGUGCUCUUAGCCCUCUACUCGCACGAAACAACCUCACGUGCGGGACAAGCGGUGUCGGUGACGAUCCCAGACCUGACACACCCAAGCGUAUACCACGAAUCAAAAGCACCGAUUAAAAACAGCGCGACGGAGCUGAACAUGGCGGUGGUGUCUCCGGCGUUAGAACCCCACGGCACGGUUCGUUCCACCCGAAGAGGACGCAUCGUGGGUGUGGCAUUAGAACUUUUCUACAGCAAGAUUUCCCACAUGCCCAUUUCCUCAAAGAUCGAUUUUUGCGAGUUUUGCAAGAUGUGGGCUGGUCAAGAUGGUGACAUGUACAUGCACUUCGAAGAAGAAGAAGAAGAAGAAAAAGAAAGGGUGGUUGAAGAGCAAAACAGCGAGGUGAAGAGAGAAGGGAGGGUUCCUUUGGGUUGGGAAUUGUUGCAGCCAGUGAUGAUGAUUUUAGGACACUGUUUGUUGGGUCCGAAUAAGAAAGAAGAGGGUGUGUUUGAUGUUGCGAGCGAUGCAUGUAGGUGUUUGUUUGCGCGGGUAAUGCAUGAUGUUGAUCCUAAAGCCAUUUUGCCAAUGAGGAGUUUAUUAAGGCUUUCCAAACGUGCCUUAACAAAUGACGAUGAUGAUCCCACUGAGCUACCCUUUUCUGAUGUUAUUUCUAUUUAGCCUACAUUUCUCAAUUUUUCUUUUUCAUUCUUUAUUUUCGUUUCCUUUUUGUUUUAAAUUACAAUGUGAGGAAUUCAUAUCCUCGUUCGUUGCAUCUUUUGACUUUCCUUGGAGAUGUCUUCAAACUUUAUCAGAUACCAUGUAAUAGGAU
This is a messenger RNA of Abrus precatorius (Indian licorice), 1251 nucleotides long. RefSeq names its product hyccin. The record is from RefSeq and is a predicted model, not a curated record. Bases 81 to 1100 code for a protein of 339 amino acids. The transcript has a single exon. Gene Ontology annotation, cellular component: plasma membrane. NCBI's taxonomy places the organism in Eukaryota, Viridiplantae, Streptophyta, Magnoliopsida, Fabales, Fabaceae. Gene Ontology annotation, biological process: phosphatidylinositol phosphate biosynthetic process; protein localization to plasma membrane.